ACUCGCACUUGGCCGCCCCUCCUCCCUCUCCAGCGCCACCGCCUCCCUCGCCAUGGAUGCUCCAGCCCAUUAGCACGCUGCUCGUCUCCAUUCCCCAGGACAGGAGCCUCAUCCGCUGCUGGAACCAAAUGGGUCUGGUUCUGUGGCAUUGGUAUUUGCUCUUGCUCACUUUGGUUUCAUCGUCGUGGAGUUUAAAUUCAGACGGUCUAGCUCUUCUUGCUCUGUCCAAAAAUCUCAUAUUGCCGAGUUCCAUAAGCUCCAGCUGGAAUGCUUCCGAUAGAACUCCAUGUGAAUGGCAUGGAGUUCUAUGUGAUAGAAAUACUAAUGUGUUUUCUCUUGACCUAUCAUCUUCUGGAGUUUCUGGUUCACUGGGACCUCAAGUAGGACUAUUAAAGUACCUAGUAGUCCUCACUUUGCUAAAUAACAGCAUAUCAGGUGCAAUCCCUCCAGAAUUGGGCAAUUGUAGCAUGCUUGAUAAAUUGGAUCUUUCCGAGAACUCCCUUUCUGGUGAAAUACCAGAAUCCCUUGGCAACCUAAAGAAACUUUCAGUGCUCGCAUUGUACAGUAACUCACUCGAUGGGGAAAUCCCUCCUGAAUUGGGCAAUUGUAGCAUGCUUGAUCGAUUGGAUCUUUCCGAGAACUCUCUUUCUGGCGAAAUACCAGAAUCCCUUGGCAACCUAAAGAAACUCUCAUCGCUCGCCUUGUACACUAACUCCCUCCAUGGGGAAAUACCUGAAGGGUUGUUCAAGAACCAGUUUCUGCAGUACGUGUACCUCCAUCAGAAUAAUCUCAGUGGUCAUAUCCCUUGGUCACUUGGUGAAAUGGCAAGUCUUAAAAGCUUAUGGUUGCAUGAAAAUGGAUUAUCUGGAGUUCUGCCAGAUUCAAUUGGAAACUGCACCAAGUUGGAGGAGCUCUAUCUACUAUAUAAUCAGUUGAGCGGGAGUCUUCCAAAAACCUUGAGCCUUGUCAGUGGACUGAAGGUUCUAGAUGUCACUGGAAAUGGCUUAACUGGAGAGAUUGAUUUUCAUUUUGAGAACUGUAAGUUGGAGAAAUUCAUAUUGUCGUUUAAUAAUCAGCUAAGGGGCGAAAUUCCAGCAUGGCUAGGGAAUUGUAGUAGCUUGACUGAACUUGCAGUUGUCAACAAUAGUUUCUCUGGCCACAUUCCAGCUUCUCUCGGCUUACUGAGCAACCUCACCUAUCUUUUGCUUUCUCAGAACUCCUUGUCUGGCCCGAUUCCUCCUGAGAUUGGUAACUGUCGGUUGCUGCUGUGGCUAGAGUUGGAUGCAAACAUGCUGGAGGGUAGUGUUCCUAAAGAGCUGGCUAAUCUGAGAAAAUUGCAGAAGCUCUUUCUGUUCGAUAAUCGCCUCACUGGGGAGUUCCCUGAGGAUAUUUGGAGCAUCCGGUGGCUUCAAAGUGUCCUUAUUUACAGAAAUGGAUUUACUGGGAUGCUACCUCCAGUGUUAGCUGAGCUAAAGCUCCUGCAGAACAUUACACUGUUCGGUAAUUUCUUCUCCGGAGUCAUACCAGCGGGUUUGGGUGUGAAUAGCCGUUUACUCCAAAUUGAUUUCACCAAUAACAGUUUCACCGGUGGAAUACCACCAUACAUUUGUUCAGGUAAAAGACUGAGAGUGUUGGACUUGGGGUUUAAUCUUCUCAAUGGUAGCAUCCCAUCUGGCGUUACAGACUGCCCAGGUUUGGAACGAGUUAUUCUCGAAAACAAUCAUCUUACUGGGGCCAUUCCAACUUUUAAAAACUGCAUGAGCCUGGACUAUAUGGAUCUGAGUCGUAAUUCCUUAAGUGGAGGCAUUCCAGAAACCUUGAACAAAUGCAGAAAUAUUACAAUGAUAAACUGGUCAGAAAACAAGCUUGUUGGUCCAAUACCACCUGAAAUUGGAAACUUGGUGAAUUUGGGAGUACUUGAUCUCUCACAAAACAGUCUACAGGGUACACUUCCAAUGCAGAUUUCUGGUUGCUCCAAGCUGUAUCGUCUGGAUUUGAGUUUCAACUCUCUGAAUGGUCCGGCACUCACAACAGUAAGCAACCUGAAGUUACUAUCACAACUACGGUUGCAGGAGAAUAAAUUCAGUGGAGGCUUACCUGAUUCUCUUUCGGAUUUGGGUAUGCUUAUUGAACUGCAACUUGGUGGUAACUCACUUGGAGGUAGUAUACCGUCAUCGUUAGGAAAGUUGAUCAAAUUGAGCAUUGCGUUGAAUCUCAGUGGGAAUGGACUGGUGGGUGAUAUUCCAACUCUAUUGGGAAAUUUAUUGGAUCUGCAAAGUUUGGAUUUGUCAGCUAAUAACCUCACUGGAGGUCUAGCCUCGUUAGAAAGCCUUAAGUUAUUGCAGGCCUUGAACGUUUCCUAUAAUAGAUUCAGUGGACCAGUGCCAGAAUAUCUUCUUAAGUUUCUGGAUUCCGCAGGAAGUUCCUUCAAUGGAAAUUCUGGUCUAUGUAUCUCUUGCAAUGGCAGUGAUUCUUCUUGCAAGAGAUCUAAUGUUUUGAAAUCUUGUGGGGGAUCAAAGAAAAGCAGAGUACACGGCCGAUUCAAGGUUGCUCUUAUUGUUCUUGGUUCAUUGUUCAUUGGAGCAGUAGCGGUACUUAUAAUCUGUUGUAUCCUUCUUAAGACUCGAGAUUCAAAGACAAAAGGUGGUGGGGAAGCAAUCAGUAAUUUACUUGAAGGCUCUUCUUCUAAGUUCCGUGAGGUCAUAAGAGUGACAGAAAACUUUGAUGACAAGUACAUCGUAGGUGCAGGUGCCCAUGGAACUGUGUACAAGGCAACAAUGGAUGCAGGGGAAGUAUAUGCUAUAAAGAAGCUUGUAGUUUCCGCAAGCAGCAGUUCUUACAAAAGCAUGAUCAGAGAACUGAAGACACUGGGUAAAAUUCGGCAUAGGAACUUGAUAAAGCUGAAGGAAUUUUGGCUGAGAGGAGAGUGUGGUUUCAUACUCUAUGAUUUUAUGGAACAUGGUAGCCUUUAUGAUGUUCUGCAUCGGACUCGUACGCCGAGUUUGGACUGGAGUACGCGCUAUAACAUAGCUCUUGGAACUGCCCAUGGUCUAGCAUAUCUUCACCAUGACUCUGUCCCCGUAAUCAUUCAUCGAGAUAUUAAGCCGAGCAAUAUAUUGCUGAACAAGGAUAUGGUGCCACGCAUCUCAGAUUUUGGCAUUUCAAAGAUCAUGGAUCAGUCCUCUGCUGCUUCAGAGACCACUGGGAUUGUCGGCACCACUGGAUAUAUGGCACCAGAGCUGGCAUUUUCCACCAGAAACAGUACCCAGACCGACGUGUACAGCUACGGCGUUGUGGUACUGGAGCUGAUAACAAGAAAGAUGGCGGUGGAUAGCUCGUUCCCUGACAACAUGGACAUUGUGAGCUGGGUACCCCACGCCCUGAACGGCACCAACCAAAUCGGGGUCGUGUGCGACCCAGCCCUCAUGGACGAAGUCUUCAGCACAGUCGAGUUGGAGGAAGUGCAGAAGGUCCUGUCGUUGGCUCUCAGAUGCACGGCGAAGGAGGCGAGCCGACGGCCGACCAUGGUCGAUGUAGUGAAGGAGCUGACUGACGUGAGGUCUGCCAGUGUCCCUUCGUCGAAGCAGGUGAAACCAGGCCCCAGCGGCUCGUCCGGACUGUCCAGCAGCGUUAGCGAAAGUGCGUAAUAGUGUGUGAUAUGUAGAAUGUACAGUCGAUUGGAUUAGUGUAGUUAGCAGUAGGCCAGUAGUCAUAGUUGAUUGCGAGGCGGAUCAGUCUGUAGUGGUCACUUCUAACUAAAUGAUUUGUGUGUAGCUGCGCAUGCCUGGGAAUCAUUUAGCUGCUGCAUGGAGCAAGCUGAUUUGUUU
This is a messenger RNA of Lolium rigidum, 3827 nucleotides long. Its product is annotated as receptor-like protein kinase. The transcript has 3 exons. The coding region runs from base 57 to 3647 and encodes 1196 amino acids. Gene Ontology annotation, biological process: protein phosphorylation. NCBI's taxonomy places the organism in Eukaryota, Viridiplantae, Streptophyta, Magnoliopsida, Poales, Poaceae. The record is from RefSeq and is a predicted model, not a curated record. Gene Ontology annotation, molecular function: protein kinase activity; ATP binding; receptor serine/threonine kinase binding.